Messenger RNA from Thalassophryne amazonica, 2118 nucleotides. RefSeq names its product insulin-like growth factor 2 mRNA binding protein 1 (gene igf2bp1). Gene Ontology annotation, cellular component: cytosol; nucleus; cytoplasm. The record is from RefSeq and is a predicted model, not a curated record. Gene Ontology annotation, biological process: nervous system development; regulation of gene expression. Bases 1 to 1806 code for a protein of 601 amino acids. The transcript has 15 exons. Gene Ontology annotation, molecular function: mRNA 3'-UTR binding. Lineage: Eukaryota; Metazoa; Chordata; Actinopteri; Batrachoidiformes; Batrachoididae.
AUGCACAAACUGUACAUCGGGAAUUUAGGCGACAGUGUGACCGCCGAGGACUUGGGGAGAACCUUCGACGACCACAAGAUCCCGUACUCAGGACAGUUCCUGAUGAAGAGCGGCUAUGCCUUCGUGGACUGUCCGGACGACCAGUGGGCCAUGAAGGCCAUCGAGACCUUCUCUGGUAAAUAUGAACUCGCCGGGAAACGGAUCGAGGUGGAGCACUCCGUCCCCAAGAAGCAAAGGACCAAGAAGCUGCAGAUCAGAAACAUUCCGCCUCACCUGCAGUGGGAGGUUCUGGAUGGACUGUUGGCCCAGUUUGGCUCGGUAGAAAACUGUGAACAAGUCAACACAGAAAGCGAGACUGCAGUGGUUAACGUGACCUACGCGUCCCGGGAACACGCCAGACAAGCCAUCCAGAAGCUGAACGGGUAUCAGUUUGAAAACAGCGCCCUGCGUGUCUCCUACAUCCCUGACGACACCUCUGAGUUGGAUGGGAGUCAGCGUGGUCCUGAUAACGGCCGGCGUCACAGUUACGGUCCUCGUGGUGGACCCCACGGUGGGUCUCCAAGCUCUGGGACACCCUCUAAACCCCAGCACGCUGACAUCCCUCUAAGACUGCUGGUUCCCACACAGUAUGUUGGAGCGAUUAUUGGCAAAGAAGGGGCCACAAUUCGCAACAUCACCAAGCAGACGCAGAGCAAGAUUGAUGUCCACCGCAAAGAAAAUGCAGGUGCAGCAGAGAAGCCAAUCAGCAUUCACUCCACCCCUGAGGGUUGCUCAGCUGCCUGCCGCAUGAUACUGGACAUCAUGCACCAGGAGGCUAAAGACACAAAGUCUGCUGACGAAGUGCCGCUGAAGAUCCUCGCUCACAACAACUUUGUUGGACGGUUGAUUGGAAAAGAAGGACGCAACCUGAAAAAAGUUGAACAGGACACAGACACCAAGAUCACCAUCUCUCCCCUGCAGGACUUAACGCUUUACAAUCCUGAGCGAACCAUCACAGUCAAAGGCUCGAUUGAAGCGUGCUGCCAGGCUGAGGUGGAGAUCAUGAAGAAGGUCAGAGAGGCCUACGAGAAUGACAUCGCUGCAAUGAAUCAACAGACUCACCUGAUCCCGGGCCUGAAUCUGGGAGCCCUGGGUCUGUUCCCAUCCUCCUCCAAUAUGCCCCCACCUCCUCCUGGAAACUCAGUCAGCAGCGCCCCCUAUGGAUGCUUUGGUACUCCCGAGCAGGAGACGGUGCACGUGUACAUCCCUGCGCAGGCCGUGGGCGCCAUUAUUGGAAAGAAGGGGCAGCACAUCAAACAGCUGAGCCGCUUCGCCGGAGCCUCCAUCAAGAUUGCCCCAGCUGAAAGUCCAGACUCUAAAAUGAGGAUGGUGAUUGUUACAGGACCCCCCGAGGCCCAGUUCAAGGCCCAGGGCAGAAUCUAUGGCAAACUGAAGGAGGAAAACUUCUUUGGACCAAAGGAAGAGGUGAAGCUGGAGACGCACAUCAAGAUGGCUGCUGCCGCCGCAGGACGGGUCAUUGGCAAAGGAGGCAAGACGGUCAACGAGCUUCAGAAUCUGACGGCUGCUGAGGUGGUUGUCCCCAGGGAGCAAACACCUGACGAGAAUGACCAGGUCAUCGUUAAGAUCAACGGACACUUCUAUGCCAGCCAGUUGGCCCAGAGGAAAAUCCGAGACAUCUUGACCCAGGUGAAACAACCGCAAAAAGGCGGGAUGGGCAUGGGCCCUGGUCCUCAUCAGCAGGGCUUCACAGAGAUGGGUAGCCCCACUCAGGGACUGAAUCAGGACCACCAGCCAUGCCGGAAGUGAGGCCUGUGCAUCAUCUGGAACUACCAUGGGGACCCGCUGCCUGACAGACAGACAGACAGACAGACACACAGACAGAUAGACACAUGCAUGGAAAAAAGGACAGACGGAUAUGGAAGAGUGACACAUGGACCAGCAACGGAUAGGAAGGCGUAUUCAGAGGGAAGCAUUUCGUUCAAAUGCCAGAGAGAAAAUUGGCAUUUUGUGAGAGGUGACUGAUAAAUUAAAUUAAAAGCUGAAAUGAAUAAGAUGGAGGACUCAAGAGCAGGAACUAGUUACCAUAAAAGAGACUGACUGAGGAUGGAGGGAUGAUGG